AUGGCCACUAUUGUGGAGGAGGAAAAUGAUUGGGAGCAUGCAAAUCGCACGAACUGGCGUGGCUUAGGACUCGCAGAUCCAAUCAAGAGGGUCGAGGACAAAUGGUUGUUAUUACCUGCAUUCCUCAAAAUUAAAGGUUUGGUCAAGCAGCAUAUCGACUCCUUUAAUUAUUUCGUCGAUGUGGACAUCAAAAACAUUGUAAGAGGCAACAACAAGGUCACCUCAGAUGUCGAUCCUCGCUUUUGGCUCAAGUACACGGAUAUUCAUGUCGGCUUCCCGGACCGCACAGACUUGGACGCGAUAGACAAGAGUAUCACGCCUCACGAAUGUAGGCUACGCGACAUCACUUAUAGUGCCCCGAUUCUUGUCACUAUUCAAUACACUCGAGGAAAGAACGUUGUGCGCAGACCUAACGUUAACAUUGGACGACUGCCGAUCAUGUUGAGGAGCAACAAAUGUGUGCUCACUGGCAGGAAUGAAGCGCAGCUGGCUCGAAUGACGGAGUGUCCCCUUGAUCCCGGAGGUUAUUUUGUUGUCAAAGGCACGGAGAAGGUCAUUCUUGUUCAAGAGCAGCUGAGCAAGAAUCGCAUAAUCGUCGAAACUGACAGUGUCAAGGGGAUCGUGCAAGCCACAUGUACCUCCUCAACUCAUGGUGGGCUCAAGUCCAAAACCUAUGUUGCCACGAAAAAAGGAAAAAUAUAUCUCCGACACAAUUGCAUUCACGAAGAUGUCCCGAUUGUUAUUGCUUUAAAAGCGCUCGGUAUCCAGUCCGACAAAGAGAUUCUUCUUUUAACUGCUGGAAAUACAGAGGCCUAUAAGAUUGCCUUUUCUGCCAACCUUGAGGAGUCUGCCAAGUCGGGCGUAUUCACGAGACAUCAAGCACUUGAAUGGAUAGGGUCCCGUGUAAAGGUCAACCGAAAAGUUGUUGGUCCACGAAGGCCCGCCUGGGAAGAAGCCUUGGAAGCACUUGCGACAAUUAUCCUGGCCCAUGUUCCUGUGGUAGGCUUGGACUUUCGGUCCAAGGCGAUUUUCGUGGCUACCAUGACUCGCCGGGUUUUGAUGGCGAUGGAUGAUGAAAAAAUGGUUGACGAUCGGGAUUAUGUUGGCAACAAACGAUUAGAACUUGCGGGACAGUUACUUGCCUUGCUGUUCGAAGACCUGUUCAAAACUUUCAAUUCCAAUCUCAAAUCAGCUAUCGAUAAGGUUCUCAAGAAGCCGUCAAGGACCAAUGAAUUCGAUGCUUUCAAUACGAUGCAAUUCCAGGGAGAUCACAUAACCGCCGGAUUUGUACGCGCCAUUUCCACUGGGAAUUGGUCAUUGAAGAGGUUCAAAAUGGAGCGUGCAGGAGUCACACAUGUUCUCAGCAGACUGAGUUUCAUAUCUGCCCUCGGAAUGAUGACACGCAUAUCAUCCCAAUUUGAAAAGACUAGAAAGGUCAGCGGACCUCGUGCUUUACAGCCUAGUCAGUGGGGCAUGCUAUGUCCAAGUGACACUCCGGAAGGAGAAGCCUGUGGUUUAGUCAAGAAUCUUGCCUUGAUGACGCAUAUCACCACAGAUGUAGAAGAAGGACCAAUCGUCCGUUUGGCAUUAAUGCUCGGCGUCGAAGAUAUCAGCUUAGCCACGGGCACGGAGAUAUACGGACCACAUACAUUUGUGGUCAAUGUGAAUGGCACAAUCAUUGGCCUGACUCGGUAUCCGAUGAGAUUUGUAACAAACUUCCGCAGACUGCGCAGAGCGGGCCGCUUCAGCGAGUUUGUUGGUAUUUAUGUUAAUCACCACCAUCACGCUGUUCACAUAGCAAGCGACGGUGGACGAAUUUGUCGACCAAUGAUCAUCGUGGAGAACGGCCGCCCAAGAGUCACGUCAGAACAUAUCGCGCAACUCAAGCAAGGUGCUGCCUCAUUCGAUGACUUCCUCCGAAAUGGUCUUGUGGAAUACCUCGAUGUGAAUGAAGAGAACGAUUCCUAUAUCGCACUUUAUGAGUCCGAUAUUGUCGCAAUGACUACGCAUCUGGAGAUCGAACCGUUUACCAUUUUGGGUGCUGUCGCCGGUCUCAUACCAUAUCCCCAUCACAAUCAAUCACCCCGAAACACCUAUCAAUGUGCUAUGGGUAAACAGGCGAUAGGCGCAAUCGGCUACAACCAACUGAAUAGGAUCGACACGCUUCUGUACUUAUCCGUGUAUCCGCAACAGCCGAUGGUCAAGACGAAAACCAUUGAACUUAUUGGGUACGAUCGUCUGCCAGCUGGUCAAAAUGCUACAGUUGCGGUGAUGAGUUAUUCUGGGUAUGACAUCGAAGAUGCUCUCAUUCAAAACAAAGCAAGUCUCGAUCGUGGUUAUGGAAGGUGUCAAGUUCUGCGCAAGAACGCUACCCUCAUUCGGAAAUACCCAAACGGCACCUUUGAUCGGUUGGCAGAUGCUCCCUUGGAUGAGAACGGGCAAACCCAGAAAAAAUAUGAUAUCAUUCAACUCGACGGUCUCGCUGGCGUCGGCGAGCGGGUUGAUCCGGGGGAUGUCUAUGUUAACAAGCAAAUGCCAACGAACGCCAACGAUAAUACUUUCAGCGGCCAAGCCGCCGCGGUCCCUUACAAAAACGCACCGAUGUCUUAUAAAUCCCCAGUUGCUGGUUACAUUGACAAAGUCAUGAUCAGCGACACCGAAAACGACCAAACGUUGAUCAAAGUCUUGAUCCGCCAGACGCGGAGGCCGGAACUGGGUGAUAAAUUCUCUUCUCGACACGGCCAGAAAGGUGUAUGCGGUCUGAUCGUAAACCAAGAGGACAUGCCCUUCAACGAUCAAGGAAUCAACCCCGAUACCAUCAUGAACCCACAUGGAUUCCCAUCUCGAAUGACGGUUGGUAAGAUGAUCGAGCUUUUAGCAGGGAAGGCCGGGGUCUUAAGUGGUAAACUGCAGUACGGUACAGCAUUUGGGGGCUCCAAGGUCGAAGACAUGUCCCGGAUCUUAAUUGAGCAUGGUUUUAAUUAUGCCGGAAAAGAUAUGCUCACAAGCGGUAUCACUGGUGAAGCCCUGGAAGCUUAUGUCUAUUUUGGUCCAAUAUACUAUCAAAAACUGAGUGAGAGAAAACACAUGGUAAUGGAUAAAAUGCAUGCCCGUGCUAGAGGCCCACGUGCGACUCUAACACGCCAGCCUACCGAAGGUCGGUCCCGCGAGGGUGGUCUACGGCUCGGGGAAAUGGAGCGAGACUGUCUUAUAGGUUAUGGUGCCACUCAGUUGCUGCUUGAACGCUUGAUGAUUUCUUCCGACAAAUUCGAGGUGAACGCUUGCCAGGAAUGCGGGCUGAUGGGAUACAACGGGUGGUGUACAUACUGCAAGAGUUCGAAGAAGAUGGCUAAGCUCACCAUUCCGUACGCUGCAAAAUUAUUAUUCCAGGAGCUGAUGGCAAUGAAUGUCGUUCCCCGACUGAUACUCGAUGACGCAUAA
Molecule: messenger RNA, 3441 nt
Organism: Suillus plorans
Lineage: Eukaryota; Fungi; Basidiomycota; Agaricomycetes; Boletales; Suillaceae
Exons: 15
Coding region: 1-3441 (1146 amino acids)
Biological process (GO): DNA-templated transcription
Cellular component (GO): RNA polymerase III complex
Molecular function (GO): DNA-directed RNA polymerase activity; DNA binding; ribonucleoside binding
Source: RefSeq, a predicted model, not a curated record